This is a messenger RNA of Periophthalmus magnuspinnatus, 1449 nucleotides long. RefSeq lists its product as uncharacterized. The record is from RefSeq and is a predicted model, not a curated record. Gene Ontology annotation, molecular function: protein binding. Bases 58 to 1281 code for a protein of 407 amino acids. NCBI's taxonomy places the organism in Eukaryota, Metazoa, Chordata, Actinopteri, Gobiiformes, Gobiidae. The transcript is spliced from 5 exons.
UAGCAGAAGUCACGCGCGGUGCAUGAUGGGAUAAAGCAGAGUGUGAAGUGUGCUCGGAUGCACGCUUCGUUCACGGCUGAUCUCCAUUGGAACGCUGGAAACGCAGGGCAUAUCCGUCGGACGCAUUUGUCGGGUGCACAGAAAUGGGACAGGUCUGGCCGCGGCGGAAGUGACGUAUUUCCCAUGUCUCUGCUGUUCUGUCUCGCCCUCUCCCUCCUGUCCCUCCUGGGUCCAGUCUGGAGCACCAGAGCGGAGAACAUGGACUACGGUGGCGUACCUCUUUGGAUCAACCGAGUUUUGGGAGAACCCAGCGUCAUGAGUCUGCAGGGCCGGAGCAUAGACCUGUCCUGGUUCAGAGCCAACAGCCCCCAUCCCUGCCCCGCCCAGUGUGUGUGUCCCAUACAGUGGCCUACCGCACUCUACUGUGACUACCAGGAGCUCUCUAACACACCUGAGACACUGCCAGACCGGACACAGUACUUAUUUAUACAGGGCAACAACAUCUCGUCCCUCUCCCCCUCUCUCUUCUCUAAUGCCACUGGUGUGCGCUGGCUCAUUUUGGACCAUAAUCUGCUCAAAUCCCUGGACCAGGACCUGCUCCAGAACCAGACGGAGCUGACGUACCUGUUUGCCAAUCACAACCACCUGAAGUCCAUCCCCGGGGGUCUGCCUACGGGGCUCCGGCAGCUCAGACUGGCCCAUAACCGGAUCAGCACCAUUGGAGCCAGUGCCCUCUCCGCACUGCACAGACUGAGUGUCCUGCUGCUACAGGGGAACCGGCUCAAGACUGUGUCAGAGGGAGACUUUUCAGGUCUGUUGAGCCUGAACCUUCUGGACCUGAGUGGAAACCAGUUUAAGUCCGUCCCAAAGCACUUGCCUCGCGCAGUGCAGCAGCUGUACCUGUCCAACAACACCCUCUCCUCCCUGGACCAGGACAUCUUCAGCCCCUACCCCGACCUCAAGUACCUCCGCCUGGGUCACUGCUCCCUCCACAGCCCCAAGAUCCACCCGAACGCAUUCAACCUGUCCAGUCUCAUCGAACUGGACCUUUCCUACAACCAGCUGACCACCACGCCCCCGGUGCCCACCAGUCUGCAGUACCUCUACCUGGAGGCCAACCACAUACAAGAUUUCAACCUGACCAGUUUCUGCAGAGAGGAGGGGCCCAUGUCGUACUCACGGCUCCGGAUAUUAAGACUGGAGGGAAACGGGAUCAGAGCACAUCAACUCCCUCCCGACUGGGUCUACUGCCUCAGGGUGCUACAACGACUCUAUAUAUGAACACCGGGAUUUUAAACGUCCUAUGUUAGACUAAAUAGACUCUUGUGAGCUUUCAGUCAUGUUAUAAUAUUGUUACCUCUUCAAAAACACACCUGGAGUUGUGUUUUGUUUCAUUCACACAUGUUUGAGUAAUCCUGCAUUAUUAGUCUGUAACAUAUCCAAACCUCA